Molecule: messenger RNA, 2497 nt
Organism: Daphnia carinata
Lineage: Eukaryota; Metazoa; Arthropoda; Branchiopoda; Diplostraca; Daphniidae
Exons: 6
Coding region: 44-2140 (698 amino acids)
Source: RefSeq, a predicted model, not a curated record
CCCAACUAGCUGGUAUCGAUACGAUAUCCUUGAGUACGCGACGAUGGAUUCAAAACAGGCUGUUGUUCUGUUUUUUUCUCUCAUCAUUAUCGAGUCCCUGGCUUUAAAUCUUGAAGAUUGCAACAAGCCAAAUGCCGGCUUUCCAAUUGUCUUCGAUACCGUGUCACUUGGCGAUUUCCACAUGCGCACCUACGAGAAAGCGAUGGCAUCUUCAGCCUCCCGAUUCUACUUCGCUCCGUUGGCUUUGCUGGAACAUACGAGCGCCUCGAGUGGGCGUAAUAAUUUGACCGGUGAGAACCAGUUGGUGUUCCGCGUUGAGAUGUGGAAUGAUGAGCUGCACUACAUCGUGAAAGACCAUUUGAGCAACAUUACUGGUCUAUCUAUGGCGGAGAAUAGAGUAAAUAUACUACCGUUUGAAAAGGUUUCUCUACGAUGUCAACGAUGCAGCCCGGCGCGUUCGGACAGCCGCUGGCGAUCUUUUUCGCAAAGUCCCAAACACAUGGAAUUCCGAAUGGUUUGUACGACAUUGGAAGAGUGUCACAAUCUUCGGGAGCAGAUGAUUCAUCAUCCCGAGCAGUUCUCUUCGCAUUUGAUGCUAUUUUUCCGAAUGGAGGGUAACAAAGACUCUAUACGGCGUAAAUCUGCGUCGGUCACCAGCGAACACAUUUGGAACGGACCAAUCAUGUUGGAUUUGAAUAGAAGAUUUUCUAAUUCUUCUUUUGCCUUGGUGACUUCGCAUGAUCGUGGAAGGAUCGUGUCGGAGACUUUGGAGAAUGUCUUGGCUGACGUUGAGAUUUCAUUGGAGAGUGCCGAAGAUUUGGCCAUCGAGCCAGAGGAUGAACUUCGUUUGAGAAAAAUGAUGGAGAAUGUCCUGUUUGAAAAUUACAUAAUCCCACUGGAGGAUGAUAGCGAAUCUGCAUGGAACUCCCUCUACUGGGAUUAUGAGAACGUUGGACUGGACGUGAGGCCCGACAUUAUGGCUAGAAAACUCAACAAGUUGUACCAAAACGUAGAAGAGAAAGAUCGCAAAUGGAUUAUUGAACAAUUUAGCCAUGGACCAGGUCUUUCGUCAACGAAAACAAUACUCAGCGAUGAAACUUCUCUUGCUUUAGCCAAUAUUUUUCAAACAAUACCGACGCAUAUCGGUAGUAGACUUCUGAGCAGCCAACGGAAUAUUCAAUGGGACGGACAUAAAUUUCUGCCCAAAGUGACGAAAUUAUUCAGGAUUAACUUGGAUAAGCUCAGACACAGUUUCAAGCCCGUGAGAAACGUUCCAGUCAAGUAUUCAGUCAUCGAUUUGCGACUGGAUCUGAACGUUCAACCGGCCAUGUCACGGAUUAAUUUCGAGAGACAGCCUCAAAUUCCUGAAUUUCGCACUGCUAGAAAAGGAAAUGAAGAAAUGCAAACUACAGUGAAACCAGAUGAACGGCUGCUUACAAGUGACACAACCGGAAAUGAAUCGAGCCCUGGAGUGCUGCAAGGUCUCUUUCAAACCAUUCGUGGAGCCAUUACCGGCGGAGGCAUAGAGACUGCCCCGUACACUGUGAUUAGACAAGAAAAGGAAUAUGAAGAGAGGCUUUAUCCAGCUCAGAAAUGGGUGAGAACCCAGAUGAAGAACAUAUCUAAAGAUGGUGCUUCUUCUGCCAUGUUCUGGAAACUAUUCAACUACAUUUCAGGCCAGAAUGCGAAGCAAACCAAAAUUCCGAUGACAGCUCCCGUGACUGUUUUUAUUGAACCUGGAUCUGGGCCCAAUUGCGAAAGCACUUUCACUAUGGCAUUUUAUGUGCCUUCUGGAUUCCAGGAAGAUACACCAGAGCCAACUGCAGAUGAUGUGUCCAUUGAAGAACGUCCAGAAUUCAAGGUUUUAGCCAGGACUUAUGGAGGCUUUUCGAACGACCGCGUCACCAAACAAGAGCACAUCAACCUUUUCACUUCCCUAUCCGAGGACGACAAACAACUAGUAGAUCAGUUUGCACCAUAUUAUUACGCCGGUUACGAUCCCCCAUUCAAACUAUUUUUCCGUCACAACGAAGUAUGGAUGAAUAGCUUCAAACAUCGCUUGCAAAUAGAUGCGGAACUCGAGCAGCAGGCUAUCAUACCGCCCAAUUCUUGCAAUGGAGUCAAUCCACCAGAAAACUGAAUUACAAGAGCCUUCGAAAUUUGUUAAAAUUUAUCCUUUGCUUAUGUUCCUUGACAUAGGGAAAAAUUAUUUUCGGCCACAACCAUUAUAUUUUUUUAUUUGACUUAUGGCCAUUCUUGUGCCCAUUAUAGCCUUCCCACUUUUGUCAAAAUCGGCCAAAAACGAAAUCACUUGAAAUUAAUCAAAAAUCACACUGCAUAAUCAGAAUUGAGCGCCGAUUCUGAUUAAGUGAUUUCUUCUCCCGUCAAACGAACUGUUUUUGAAAUACACGGAAAUAAUGUGCAGUAGGCGCAUCAGCUUUAGGUUAUGGUUUUUUACGUUUGUUUGAAAAAAUAUAAGUCUGUUGGAAAAAUAGAA